Messenger RNA from Acanthaster planci (crown-of-thorns starfish), 4537 nucleotides. Its product is annotated as MAM and LDL-receptor class A domain-containing protein 1-like. Lineage: Eukaryota; Metazoa; Echinodermata; Asteroidea; Valvatida; Acanthasteridae. The record is from RefSeq and is a predicted model, not a curated record. Gene Ontology annotation, molecular function: calcium ion binding. Gene Ontology annotation, cellular component: membrane.
CCCAGUGUUACUGUUGUUGAUUGCGUUGACCCCAAACUAAGCACUGCAAGACAUAUACAUGUAUCAAAACAGGUUCGACCUCAUUGAUGCAGAUAUAUAACAGGUCUUCAUCGAGAGUCAUGUUCAUCAAAAUUCUACCCUUGGUUUGCAUUGGACUGGUGAUUUCGUCGACAACAGGUGCUGAUGUAGCAGACGUCUUGUACUCGGAAAUCCAAUGCUCCUUUAAGCCACCGAGGUUGUGCGACUGGACGAGCGAGACUGCUCCUGGCAUAACCGCCAGGUGGAAGAGGGUGGAUUUUCUGACUACGAUCAUUGAUAGCAUCUCCGACCCUUCCACAACCGGCCUCGGUUAUGGCCCCUUCUCUGAUCACUCGGGAGAUACCUACUACGCCGCGGCGACUGGACGAGAGGGGCAGGUCGCGCGUCUCCUGACACCGAUGAUUGAAGGCAACCCAGACGCGCCAGUCACGGUGGUGUCUUUCUGGUACCACGUGGGUUCAACCACUGCCAACCUCACCGUCAGCAUAAUCCACGAGGACCAGACUAAGCCAAGCAGGAUCAUAUGGGCUCUCCCUAAGGAAGGCGUGGCACUUGGAAGGGGAGAUCCGUGGCUGCUUGCUAGACAUACGAUCAAUUACCCCGCUAAGUUUCAGAUUGCCUUCGAUGCCGAAAUGCAGAACAACGAGACCGAGUACUUUGGAUUGGAUGAUGUUCUUCUUCAAACAGGACCGGUUGUCAAGACGUGUGAUUUCGAAGGCAACAUUUUCGGCGACUUGUGCCAGUUCUACCAAGCUGGACUGGCCGAGAGCUCCGUCGACGAUUUUGACUGGACGCUACAGAGCGGAGAAACGCCCUCUCUUGACACGGGCCCGCUUUUCGAUCAUACCUUGGGAAAGGGAGGAAAUGGGCACUAUCUUUUCAUCGAAGCCACCCGUCCCGAAGAGGAGAAGACAGCGGUGCUGUAUAGUAUGGAGUACAGCAAGCUGUCCGUUAGCCCCUGUAAACUGGAAUUCUUCUACCACGCCUUCGGGAGCGAUAUCGGGGGCCUGAACGUGUGGCUGCCCGGCCAAGAAUACGCGAUAAGUCUGACAAGCGAGGACAGCUGGAAGAAGUAUGAACUUGAUCUGACUCACGUAGUCGGGACAUUCAGGAUAGCAUUUCAAGGAAUGAGGGGUGACGGAAACCUCGGGGACAUCGCCAUUGAUGACAUCAGCUUAGUUGGAGAUAAAUGCACAGGGUUUGACGCAUGCACCAGCUCCCCUUGUCUCAACGGGGGAAUCUGCACGCCAGACGGGGACAGCUUCACCUGCGAAUGCCUCGGAUGGGACGUCCCGCCAAUUUGCGAGAGAGGUGAAGAUCCCGUCCAGAAUGCCACCACGGAGAUACAGUGCGAUUUCCUGCCCCUGGAUCUGUGUGGUUGGCAGAGCGAGCCAGUCGAGGGCGAAGUCACAGCCACAUGGGCGAGACAGUAUGUGUUGUUAACCAACGUUGGUCCGUUGACUGAUCAUUCUGGAGAUGAAUACUACGCUCGGACUGCGGGGACAGAGGGCACUUUGUCGAGAAUGUUGACGCCGAUGAUUUCAGGGAGCCGAGAUGCUCCCCACACGGUGCUGACGUUCUGGUACCACAGCAGCUCCGCACGGUCCAAUCUGACGGUGAAGAUCGUCCACGAAGAGUCCUCCAAACCCAUGGAGACCGUUUGGUCAUUCCCUGCCGGAGGGGUUUCCAUGGAGAGAUUUGACCCCUGGCAAAAGGCCAGAAUGAACAUAAAUUAUCCCGCCAAAUUUCAGAUUGCUUUCGAAGCACGAAUGACUGACUCAAAUAACGCCUAUCUUGCUUUAGAUGACGUCUUGCUUCAGACUGGAAAGGUGCCACAAAGCUGUGAUUUCGAGGGCAGUCUCUAUGGUGACCUCUGCUUCCUUGACCAAGUAUCUCAUAACACCGUCGAUCAAUUUGACUGGACGAGGCAGAGCGGCCAAACACCAACUGCCGGCACUGGCCCUAUGUACGACCACACCUUUGGACAAGAUAAAAUAGGCCGUUACAUGUACAUAGAAGCCUCUAACCACACGGCUGGCGACAAAGCAAUCCUCGACGCUCUGAAGUUUUACAAGAUGGAAGGGUCGGCGUGCAAACUGGAGUUCUACUACCAUUCACUUGGGUCAAACCUGGGCCAGUUGAACGUGGCCGUGUCCGACCAAGUGAAUCAAGUACCUCUGACAAGUCAAGAUGUGUGGAAGAAGCAUGAGAUCGAUCUUAAAAAUGUAGCCGGGCCAUAUAAAAUCACUUUUGAGGGCGUGGUGGGCAAUGGACCACAAGGUGACAUUGCCAUCGAUGACAUCAGCCUGGUUGGAAAUGACUGCAUGGAGGUCGACAUGUGUGCAAGCUCGCCCUGUCUGAACGGAGGGACUUGCACUCCCACGGGUACAAGCUAUACGUGCAGCUGUCGUAAGGGAUAUCCCGGAUCGCAUUGCGAAGCACCGCCAGUUUACGAGCCGAUGGACACCAUGACGAUCGUUGCUAUCUGCGUGGGCUGUGGGUGCGCCUUCAUUGUCCUCCUUGUCGUGGUGUAUUUGAUGUGGUCCAGUUGCCGUGGCAACAGAGGUAGCAAAGAGUACGAGGUGGACGACUCCACAGACGGCACGCAGCUGGCCAUGUCAAACGACGGGCUCGAGGCCGAAAAUAACGAGCGGGAGAAGCACGGGGAGGUUAGGAUCUAGUGGCUUCCAUGCACGACGGGUUCAGGGAAUCCGCAGGCUUUGAAAGUAGUUGAAACUAUCUUUGUCAGUUGCAGAGAACAAUGUGUCGCAAUGAUUUCUUUGUACAUUGAACCGUAGACCAAGGAAAAAAUGUUCUCACAUUACAUUUACAAAUCUUAAGAUUCCUUCUUUUGUCGGGCCUACACAUUCAGAUUGCAUAUGGCAGAUUACAAUUCUUACAAACAUCAACGCUUGUGUUAAUAACUUCACUACAGAAGAUGUUGCUUCAAAUCAUUUUUAUGGCUAUCUUAAGAGCAAGAAAUUGGGUAUCUGUAGCAAGGUUGACGAAAUAGUCAUUCUUGCAAAGCUAUCUUUCGCCACCGAGUAUGUCCUUCACCGGGUUGGUUAAGGUCCAUCAGCUCUCCUGUCUCAUUUUUUAAAGAUACGAUCAAACAUACGGGAUUUAAUGUGAGUAAGUGGUUAAGUUUUAAGCUUUUCAACCUUAUUUGGAAAGGAGUGAAGGGAAGAUUUGGCACUAUUAGAGACCCCAAAGGAAUUUAUAAAAGAGGCAAUUUAAUGUUUUAAACAUGCGUGCACAUCCCCUGAAUGGGUGUACGUACCGGCAAUCCGUCGCGUCUGCGCAUGGGCGCCCGGGUCACAGCGUCCUUGUUCUUCAUUUUUUAAUGAUGGAUAUUCAUCGUUGUUUCAUUGAAAGUACAUACCUGCGCAUUGUAUUCAGAUCAGAUAGAUCAGUGUGAACGGUCUCAUUUCUGCGUGCUGCUUUUAAAAUGGACGUCACUGGGAAAAACAACAUGGCUGUGAGGAUCUUCAAUUAAAAGCUCCCCCCCAAAGUUUCAUCCUCAUUCUAGUCUGGGUGCACAUCGUUGAAGUCAGUCGCGAAGCCGAAUGUGUUAUGCCUUUUUCUGACCUUAAAACUUUGCAAUUCGCAUGUCUUCUUCGGAUUGAACCAUUAUUCUAUAUUAAACAGCAAAAUAGUCGAACUAUGCACAGAUUCUUUGCGAUUUAUUUAAGUACUACAAAAUUGAUGACUCAUAACGUUUACAUUGAGGUUGGUUAUUCAUAUUUUUUCCUUUCAUCGGUCGUGUAUAUCGUGUAAAUAGGCCGAAGUUCCCCAAAGAAACUUCAAAUUACACAUUCUUUUGUCCGGAUAAAAUGUCAUAAAUGCAUCUAAGGUGAAACAUUCUGGUACAUUUAUUACCAAUUAAGUAGGUGAAAAACAUACUUUUUGUGGAAAACAAGACGGUUUUACCAACUGGCCAGAGUUAUCAGCCGAUAAGGGCCACAAAAAGCUGAAAACGAUGUGUUCAACAGAAAUAUUUAGUCAAAAAAUGUUUGAUUCAUAUUGACUGUUUUCAACAUUUUAGUACUGUAGCAUUUAUGCAAUACUAAGCCGAGUAUACUGUGGCAAUAUUUUUUAUUGACAUAGUCACUUCUUUUCUUUGUUCCUUUUUAAUAUGUUUGUGCAAGUUUGGUUAGUUAAUACGACCGACAACGUGCCUUUUGUGCUUGCUUGUACAUUUUACAAUAAAAUGAAAAGCCAAACUACAGCUCACUAGAGGCAAUGUAUGACGGAAAUCUACAGUUUUGGUAGUCAGAAAUAGAAAGAAGAUUUUUACUCAAAUGUUUGCCUUAACGAGAUUUAAAUUCCCAUAUAUUUAAGAACUAUUACCACUCUACUAACGAAGCCUCACGCGUCUGCCAGAGAUGUCACUUUGUAACGUUAUACAAAUCAAACUUUAGUUGGUUGCUGAUGUGCUGAAGAAAAGUGUGUUUAUAUCCAAACAGAAUUUGAAUAAAACAUAUGUUAAGGUAAAAUA